Episyrphus balteatus (marmalade hoverfly) is the source of this 3891-nucleotide messenger RNA. RefSeq names its product histone acetyltransferase KAT2A-like. Gene Ontology annotation, molecular function: histone H3 acetyltransferase activity; protein binding. Gene Ontology annotation, cellular component: histone acetyltransferase complex; nucleus. The record is from RefSeq and is a predicted model, not a curated record. Bases 454 to 2730 code for a protein of 758 amino acids. The transcript is spliced from 4 exons. Gene Ontology annotation, biological process: chromatin remodeling; positive regulation of transcription by RNA polymerase II. NCBI's taxonomy places the organism in Eukaryota, Metazoa, Arthropoda, Insecta, Diptera, Syrphidae.
ACUACAGAACAAAUCAACAACGAACGAAAUUCAUUCGCAAAAACUUUUCGUUGCCUAUGUGGCUCUGCAUUUAAUAAACAAAUUUAUCCACAAAAAACCAUUAAAAUAACCAAAAACAACUUUCCAUGUGUUAAUAAACUAAUGACUAGUAUAAUUUUAAUAUUUUGUGACCAAAAUAACUACAUUCCAUUGUGAAAAUAUAAAAUUACAAAACCUGUAAAAACAAGGUGUUUCCGCAGUGUAAAUCGGUGUUAAAUUCUUUAAGUAUGCAAUUAGAAUAUAUCUGAACUCUUCUAACAUCCUAGUUCAAAUUAGAUUAGAAGAUUCUCUGAUCUCCUCUAACACAUUUACACUGGCAUACAAAAUUAAAUAUUUGUUGUUUUUUUUUCUCUUAUCGAAUGAAAAAAUAAACAAAACAUUUUUUCUUUGAAAUCAAAAGAAUCUUUAAAGAAAAUGGAAACACCCCGAGAAGUUCAUGGUGCCAAUGUUGCAUCGGCCACAUCAACAACUGCGACACAAGAAGGCACCCGCCAGAACAGUCUCGAACGCAUUCAACUCCGCAAACAAAAAGCCUUUAAUCUCCCUUUGCCCCAACAAUUGGCAAAGUUAUCCAUGUAUUCCGCCUGUCAGGUGGAAAACUGUCGUUGCACUGGCUGGAAGACACUCCAACAAGAGAAUCGCCAACGCAAUGUUGAGAGCUCUUAUUGCCCCGAAUUCUCCGAGGAGUGUCGAAAUGUUGUUUGCAAGCAUCCUUUGCAAAAUCACAUCUCUCACUUGGAUGGCAUUUCAAGUGAUCAGAUGAAUGAACUCCUCGGAGCUAUAAUUGACAUGGAGAACUUAUUUAUGAGCAUGCAACGUGUCGCUGAUGAAGACACAAAAAAAGUCUAUUUGUAUUUAUUUCGAUUGCUAAGACAAUGUGUCAUUUCAAGACAAAAAGCAAUCAUUCGGGGUCCGUUAGGGGAUCCCCCAUUUGAAGCUCCUUGUAUAGCCAAAGCGAUUUCUAGCUUUGUCUUUUACAAAUACAAUCAUUUGAGUCAAUCUGAGUUAAGUACCAUGACCGAAGUCGCUAAGACAUUCCUUAAUUUCCUUAACCAUUACAAUUUUGAGGCACCAUCGAUACGUCGAGCUGACUUGACUCACGAAGACGCAUCGACAUAUAAAAUUAACUACACUCGUUGGUUGGUGUUUUGUCAUGUGCCUGCAUUCUGCGAUUCCUUGAGGCAUUUUGAGACAUCUCUCGUAUUUGGAAGAACUCUUCUCAAAACUGUUUUCCUUUGCAUGGCACAACAAUUGAAGAAAAAAUGCAUAACCGAGCGGGAUCGCUUCCCAGCUGAUAAAAGAGCUAUAAUCACACAAAUGCCCAAAUUUUUGGAAUCUCUUAAAGCUGAAAUAUUAAAAGAUGAUUCACCUAUAUGGGAUCAAUCAUAUCGUCCGCCGAAUACAUUUCUUUCGCAGCAGAGAAAACGUCAACAAGAAGCUGCAGCUGGAGCGCUGAAACGUCCAGCUGAACCGGCUUAUAAGCGACCGAAGAAAGAAACCGAUCGUGAAUCGGAUAAUGAAGAUUUGUCUGAUGAAACAGUUUUGAGAGCUAUAAAGAUUAUUUCAGAGUCAAAGAAUCAGGCAAAAACUGAAGUACUAUUUCCGGUUAAUGUGUCGAGAGAUGAAACAGUUAAGGCGGAAGAGACUCAGGGACAAAUUCAGUUUCAUAUUGUUGGUAAUUCAUUGUCACAGCCGGUGGAGAAACAAACAAUGUUGUGGCUUUUGGGUCUUCACAGUGUGUUUGCACAUCAACUUAUUAAAAUGCCACGUGAGUACAUAAGUCAAUUGGUCUUCGAUACAAAACACAAGACUCUAGCUCUCAUCAAAGAUGGCCAACCAAUUGGCGGAAUAUGCUUCAGACCAUUCCCCACGCAAGGAUUUACCGAAAUUGUCUUUUGUGCAGUUACCAUGAGCGAACAGAUGAAAGGCUAUGGAUCUCAUUUGAUGCAUCAUCUCAAAGACUACAGCAUUCGACGUGGCAUUAGGCAUUUCCUCACCUAUGCCGAUGAGUUCGCCAUCGGUUACUUCAAAAAACAAGGAUUCGCUAAGGACAUCAAAUUGGCUCGUCCAAUUUAUGCUGGAUAUAUCAAAGAGUAUGAUGGGGCUACUCUAAUGCAUUGUGAACUUCAUCCCAGCAUUAAUUACACACAAUUUAUUUCGGUGAUUCAAAAACAACGUGAGAUUCUGAAAGAACUCAUUGCACAGCGUCAUAAGGAGGUGCAAAAGAUUCGAACAGGAUUGACUUGUUUCAAAGAAGGUGUUCGUGCUAUUCCUGUAGAAUCGAUUCCUGGUUUGCGUGAGAUUGGCUGGAAGCCACAGAUGCGGGCUCAGCGACAAUCUCGUCCACUCGAAGAAUCUAUUGACCCGGACAAGUUGGCAACUUCAUUAGCCACAGUGUUGCAAGCUGUUAAACAGCAUGCAUCUGCAUGGCCAUUUUUAAGACCUGUCGUUGUGGCCGAUGUGCCGGACUAUUAUGAGCAUAUAAAGUAUCCAAUGGAUAUGAAGACUAUGAGUGAACGUCUGAAAAAGGGUUAUUAUGUAACAAGGCGAUUAUUUAUGGCUGAUAUGGCGAGAAUUUUUUCAAAUUGUCGAUUUUAUAAUCAACCUGAUACGGAAUAUUAUCGAUGUGCUAAUACAGUUGAACGAUAUUUCCAAAUUAAAAUGAAGGAUCUCGGAUUAUGGGAUAAAUGAAACGAACAGCAUGACGAUAUGAAUUAAGUUAAACAAUAAAAUUGGUGGAAAUUAUUUUUUAUAAGAAAAUAAUUUUAGCAGAAAAGAAAACUAAAUCUAGAGUUAUUUUCUAGAAUAUUGCAUAUUAUUGCAAAAGAAGAUUUUUUAAGUGUUUUCAAAAAGAACCAAGAUUUGAAAGAUUUGUAAAGAAAACGAAGGAAAUAAGCGAUUGAAAUGAAGUCGGAAAUUAUCUGAUUAAGGUAUGUGUUUGAGAAAGAAAUUGGUGAAGAGAUCGUAAGUAUACGAGUACUUAAAAAUAACAACCUGAACAAACAAUAUAAUUUAAUGCCAUAAAUGCCAAUGAAAGAGAAAAAAAUUAAAUUAACAAAUGUGCAGUUUAUUUGCAGAGUAUCUAUAAUUAAAAAUGAAAAAUCAUCUAAACAUACAGAUCUUUUCCAUAAUUUGAGCAAAUUCAAGACUUCAUUCUUUUUUAUUAAAAAGAAUAUAUACUUUUGUUCUUUUGCCAUAAAUGUACAGAAAUGUCAAUGUUAGAAAAAAACUAGUUUUGACUCACUGAAUGGUAAAAAUAUGAAUUUUCUGACAGCUGAAAAAAACAAGAGGAGUAUGGCCUCCUAAACAAACCCUUAAGUCUAGGUUUGUUCGAUUAGUCAAAUUGCAAAUAAUUAUUGUUUUUUUUUUUUUUUUUGUUCUGUUCUGAUUGGAGGACAAAAGUGUGGUUCCCCUAGUUGUCAAAGUUAAAACCAAUCGUCAGUAUUGACUUAGCAGCGAAAUACAAUGACAAGUCACUUUGGCUGUCAUUAGUUUUGAAGUUUCUUAAGCAGCGUCCACACUAUGCUGAUUGGUGAUAAUCAAAAUACUCUUGAUCAAAAAAGUUGAUUAAAAACGUUGCUCAACAUUUGUUGACCCGAACGCAACACGAUUGAAAUCGGUAAAGAUCAAAGUCCAAGAAUUUUGCGAUAAGUUCGAAAUUAUUUUCGAGCGUUGACAGUUGAAUUCCAAAAUGACAUUUUAAUGACAUUUAACAUCAACAACGACACGUUUUAACUAAACUGAGAGUGCGGAUGAGUAGCAUGCUGGCUAACAUUUAAAAAAAAAACAUUGUUGAUCGACUUAAUGUGAACCGCAACAACAACGCUUUAAAACAACAACGGGCCCUACUUU